CCCACUGUACGCCCGCCAUCUCCUCAUCUCCUUCACUCUCCCCUCCACCACAUCAUCAUGUCCAAGUUUCAACAAUGUUAGAUGAACCUCCUACUGAACUUGCCCCAUCUACUUCCGUGCAAUCUCCCUCAAGGUCAAGCCAAAAAGCCCGCGAUGGCUAUUUUCAAUGUGGUUUCUGCAAGAAACACUAUAACCGUGCCGACCAUUUGAUCCGCCAUGUUCGGUCGCAUACCCGAGAGAAGCCCUAUGUGUGUCACGUCUGCAACAAAGGCUUCGCUAGACCGGAUCUCAUGAAACGUCACGCCGCAGGCCAUGAUCAACCCCGCGAUGGCAAGAGAAAACGGCCGCCAGUCUUCGCCAAGAGUGGCCGUGUCUCCCAAGCCUGUCGAGCAUGCGCAACGUCAAAGCUCAAGUGCGACGAGGAGAAACCUUGUCGACGGUGCCGAGACAAGAAGCUGGAGUGCGACUGGCAGGAGACAAAUCCCGGCGAGAUGUCUCCCGGUUCAUCAUCGCAAGGUCUGUCGUUGCUCUGCUAUGCACUGGAUCUGCAGCAGCCAGGCACCCCGGCUGAACUCCCACCAGCGUACGAUGAGCCUGACGAGACGGAAAUGUGCAUCGAAACCCCUCAAACACAAGGCGUCUUUCCCUCCCCAGCACCCAUCAUGAAUGAGUUACCGCCACCCAUCGACCCUACCGCGCAGUACGCCACGCCAGAUUUCCCGGUCAGCAACUUCCUGCCUCAGGCACCGGGCUCGGCUCCGCUCGAGGAUCCACUGACCACCAGCUACGAUGCAAUCUCUCCCAGUCUAGACCACGAAAGUGGUAUCUUUAGCAUCGAUGGGACUUUUUUCCCGGAAUUUAUCCCGGAUUCUCUGAUCACCUCUCUGUCACGCCCGGAUCUGGAUCCGUUGUUGAAUCACACCCAAGAGCAUGCUUAUGGGAUCUACGACCAAAACAUACCGUUCAACUUCGAUCUCACCGAAAUAGACUUUGGACUCAUCGAAUACUUCAACUCCCAAGGGAUCACACAUCAUGCGCCCCCCGUUCCUGAGGCACCCAAUGACCGGGUGGAUGUGGAGAGUGGAAUUGCUCUAGGCGCUGAAGCUUAUAAGCGUUCCUCGCUGUCCGUGUGGAAGCCUGCGCAGAGCGAUAAUGCAUUUGCACAUCAAGGCGACCUUGCUAUUCCCAGGACUAUCGACAGCCCCGAUACAAGUCUUCGAACCGAACGGAGGGUUCUCUCUGAACGACUGUCGGCAGGGAGCCGCGAUCUGAUCUUUGGAAUGGUGCUGCAGGCCAGCCAGAAAGCCAACCCCCUUCGGAUCAUGAAGUCGUUCCCGAGUACAGAGCUUCUGGACGGACUGAUACAGGAUUACUUUGCAUACCAAAGCCGGCAGGUCGAUUCCUACAUACACGGUCCAACAUUCCGAAUCAAUGAAGAAAGCUCCGACACCCUUACCGCAAUCGCCGCCGCGGAAGCAACAAGGUCCACUAUUCCAACUAUCCGCAAACUGGGCUACGCACUACUGGAGAUUGUGCGGCUGCAGAUCUCAGAUAAGUACGAAACUGAUAACCGGACGACCCGUGAUCUGCGAGCCUCUCAAACAUUCGCCUUGGUCCUAGAUAUUGGGCUUUGGAGCGGCAACGGUCGAAGGACAGAGAUUGCAGAGAGUUUCCAACAGCCUCUACUAACGAUGCUCAGAAGAGCCUUAAGACUUCGACGGUCUGUUUACACAGUAAUUGUCCCUAGUCUCGCAGAUACUCCGGAGGAACUCGAACAAAAGUGGCGGGAUUGGGCGGAGCUGGAAUCAUUCAAGCGACUGGUACACCAUCUCUUUCUACAUGAUGCCCAAGCCGCGCUGAUGCUGAAUGUCAACCCUCUCGUCUCGUACGCGGAGCUGGAACUUCCUCUUCCUUCCAUCCGGUCCCUGUGGGAAGCGAAGUCGUCGACGGAGUGGAGGGAUGUUUACCUGGCCUCCGGAUUGACUGGCCGGGAGCGACUACCGUCACUGGUCGAUGCUAUGAGAGACAUGUCCCGCUUGCAAACACGUGUUGAUUCACAAUUGGCUGGGUUUGUCGUCUUGCACGGCUUGGCAGCGAUGGUCACGGAGUACCACCGCUUCAGUUUCAUCUCCAAGGGAAGUUCUAAGCACUGGAACGGGUUGGUGAUUAGCUCCCGGCACCAGGAGCUAUCACAGGCCCUGCAGCACUUCCGCAUGGUCUGUUACGAAUGGUCUGAAUUUCCUGGACCGGAAGUGUUCCUGGUCCACGAAGUGAUCUCCAUGUUCUUGUAUAUGUCUCUCGAAGAACUCCAGCUCUUUGCGGGCAAGGAAGACAAAAGAGAGGCUCGUCGGGUGUACCACAGCGCCCUCGAAUGGAUUGAGAGCAGUGACUCGCGGCGCGCCGUGUGGCACGCGGGUCAAGUCAUUCGCGCCGCUAAAGCCAUGGCACCCGGAUCCCUGACUGGGUUCCUGGCCGUUGGGGUGUACUACGCGAGUCUGGCCUUCUGGUCGUACAGUGUAGUUUCCAAAGCCAAGAGUGCGAAGUCGACCGGGCAGGCCGGUGGCAGCCGGUCGCUUGGCCUGAACCCCCGGAAUAACCAAUUUCCCACCACCUACCUCGACGGGGAAGAGACGACGGAGGUGCAGAAAUUCAUUUCGCUGGGAUGUGGAUCGCCGGCCUUACAGGGGCCACAGGGGCCUGCAUUUGUGUCCGAUCCGAGACAGACAAUGGAUGUGGCGCAGGGGCUUCUGCGGGCGGAUGCCUCAAACGAAUCACUCCCUCCACUGGUCCAGGGGCUCUGUCAAUUGAUGGGUGACUUGGGCAAGGCAGCUAAGUCUACGCAAUGAGUGCAAAUUGUACCAGGUUGCCUGUGUGUGGAUUAAUGUAAAAUAUGGAGAGUAUGAUACUAGGA
Aspergillus japonicus CBS 114.51 is the source of this 2911-nucleotide messenger RNA. Its product is annotated as putative C6 and C2H2 transcription factor RegA-like. The record is from RefSeq and is a predicted model, not a curated record. Lineage: Eukaryota; Fungi; Ascomycota; Eurotiomycetes; Eurotiales; Aspergillaceae. Gene Ontology annotation, molecular function: DNA-binding transcription factor activity, RNA polymerase II-specific; DNA binding; zinc ion binding. Bases 75 to 2846 code for a protein of 923 amino acids. The transcript is spliced from 7 exons. Gene Ontology annotation, biological process: DNA-templated transcription; regulation of DNA-templated transcription.